Messenger RNA from Olea europaea var. sylvestris, 363 nucleotides. RefSeq names its product rRNA 2'-O-methyltransferase fibrillarin-like. The record is from RefSeq and is a predicted model, not a curated record. The transcript is spliced from 2 exons. The coding region runs from base 1 to 363 and encodes 120 amino acids. Lineage: Eukaryota; Viridiplantae; Streptophyta; Magnoliopsida; Lamiales; Oleaceae.
AUGGGACGAGAGUUGACAGAGAGGGUUGACGAUUUAUCCCACGAUGUUAGAAUGCUACGAGGGGAUGGUGGAGAUGAUCGAGAGGGUGGUAGAGAUGGUGAUGGAGAGGGGGGUCAUCCACAUUUUUGGCAUGACGAGGUAUUAGAGUCAUUUUGGUUGUUUAUGGAGGGGGAUAGGGUGGCCCCGAUGGGGGGGCAAUGGGGAGGAGGCACCGAUAGGAAAGACGGAGGAGGUGGCGACAGAGGGGGAGGCCCCGAUGGGAGGGGCGGAGGAGGUGGCGACAGAGGGAGAGGGCCCGAUGGGGGGCAGAGGAGGUGGCGACGGAGGAGGGGGCCCCGGAGGGCGAGAGGACGCCCAUCGUGA